AUGGCUGGAGCCUUUAGCGGCUACCUCUUGGAUUCAUAUAAUACGUCAAUGCAACGGCUAGCACCAGGAUUCGGUCGGCCGCAGUCAAGGGUUAUCACCAGCGGUGCGAUGUCGUUCGAUGCGUCGAUGCAUGGCAGCUUUACAUCAACCAACUCUUUCGCCGAUCACUCAAUUUCUAUGGAUAUGUCCGAUGAUACGGCCAUCAAGAUCGCUACGCUUCAGGCCAAGCUAAACAAGAAGCUUGGGCCGGAGUACAUCUCACAGAGACCUGGUCCUGGAGGUGGACCUAAGCUCACGUAUGCGGAAGGGUGGAAAAUCAUUAACAUCGCAAACGAGGUGUUUGGGUUUAAUGGAUGGAGUUCCCAAAUUGUCAAUAUGACUACCGACUACAUGGACUACAAUGAGGAAUCCAAGAGAUGUAACGUUGGUAUUUCUUGCAUUGUCCGUGUCACACUUAGAUGUGGUGUGUUUCACGAAGAUGUGGGAUAUGGAACGGCAGAGAAUGCGAAGGGAAAAGCCCAAGCGAUCGAUAAAAGUAAGAAGGAAGCUGUGACCGAUGCAGUGAAGCGAGCACUUCGCAACUUCGGAUCACUCCUUGGAAAUUGUUUAUACGAUAAGUCAUAUACCCAAGAGAUCACGAAGAUGAAAGUGCCACCUGCAAAAUUUGACAAGUCCGAGCUAUAUCGCCGUCCAGAGUUUGACGACACAAAACCUAAUAUAGCAAGCAGUAUUCCAAUGGCUGCACCUGCUUCAGUGCAAACAGCACCACAAACCCCUGCGAUUACUCCAGAUGUAAAAGCGAACAGGGUUGCGGUCAAGUCUGAGCCACUUCAGGGCGCAGAGACUCCGAUCGCAUAUAUCCCCCGACACUUACGACAGGAGAUGGCUUCGGGUGCAAGUGGCUCCACGUCCACGAGCGCGACCCCAAUCUGUAACGACCAAGCAUCUUGGAAUUGUCAAGGUACUACCAACGGCCUGAACACUCCUAUCCAUACACCAGUUCAACGAGCGGGGAAUACGAAUCGCGGACAGUAUAGGCAAACUGCCCCAUCACCACUUGUUCAGCCUGAGCAACGACGUGUGUCUUUCACUGAACCUGCUGCAGAACCGCCGUCAGCGGACGAGAUUGGACUACCAGUGGCUGACGAGACGUCAUACAGUAUUGACUCAGAAGACGACGAAUUCUACGCCAACGUUGACCUUGGAGAUGGUGAUUUAGGGAGACCGAUCGACUUCGAAGAGGGCAUGGGCGGAGUGAGUGUCUCAGACGUAACAUCUGACCAGGGGGACGCCGUUGCAUCUGGGAAUCCUCGAGAAUCCUCAAAGCCUCCCCAGGGAAACUCGGUGCAUGGCCAAGAGAUCUCUAGCUCUGGAAGAGGCGAAGUGACUGCUCCAGGAAUUUCUCGUUUUUCUCACUCGAACGCGCCACGUUUCCAACCCGGUCCAUCGGCUGCAAAUUCUGUACGUCAUAGACUCGAUGAUGCAGUAGGUGUACCUGCAGCACCUCCGAAAACACGCGAAUCAAGCUCCACUGCAUCUGCUUCCACUUCAGAAACUAGGCGUGGUACGCCAUCCAUGGGAGGGUUCCAUUUUCCUCCGGGCAUGAAUCAACCCAGACCGGUGGGGCCACCUCAACCUCCAAACUGGACAACGGGUUCUACUUCCAGCUCGUCUAAUAUUUCGAGCCUGAAACGUAAAGCCGACACCACCCAGUAUAACGUGUUCAUUGUCAUCCAAACCUUUACAAGGCCUUGGCCUGACCCAGCAACAACAAUCAGUCGCUGGAAACCCCAACGGAACUCGAAGACCUCUGGCAAAUCUUGA
Molecule: messenger RNA, 1824 nt
Organism: Suillus bovinus
Lineage: Eukaryota; Fungi; Basidiomycota; Agaricomycetes; Boletales; Suillaceae
Product: Rad52/22 family double-strand break repair protein-domain-containing protein
Exons: 5
Coding region: 1-1824 (607 amino acids)
Biological process (GO): mitotic recombination; double-strand break repair via homologous recombination; double-strand break repair via single-strand annealing
Cellular component (GO): nucleus
Source: RefSeq, a predicted model, not a curated record